This is a messenger RNA of Penicillium daleae, 1365 nucleotides long. Its product is annotated as DUF1776 domain-containing protein. Lineage: Eukaryota; Fungi; Ascomycota; Eurotiomycetes; Eurotiales; Aspergillaceae. Bases 1 to 1365 code for a protein of 454 amino acids. The transcript has 4 exons. The record is from RefSeq and is a predicted model, not a curated record.
AUGACGAGCGACGAUCAGUUCUUCUUUGACUACCUCGCGUCCAUACCGCAUGACGUAAGGCGAUACUCUCUGCAAGUCGCCGACUCAAUCGACCGUCAAGUCGACUGGGCAGCGGCCACCAUCCGAGAAACCCUUGCACAACAAACGUGGCUGCCAUCAUCUGUUCGACCGACGUUGCGCAUGCGGGAUAUGCGCUCCCCGCCUCGUGGUUUGACUGAUCGGGCGCAGGACUGGAUGGCUCGGCAUCGUGCUCUGACUGCGGCUAUCGUUGCUUUCGUUGGCACUGGAUGUGUCUUGCUGUAUGGGAACAAAAAGCUGAACAGCAAGCGGAGGAAGGCUAGGAAGGCUGGUAAUGGGUCGCGAAAGGAGAUUGUUGUGGUUGCCGGAUCGCCGCAUGAACCGAUGACACGAGCUAUUGCUGCCGAUUUGGAGCGCCGGGGAUACAUCGUUUAUGUGACGGUAUCGUCUGCUGAUGAGGAACACAUCGUACAGUCCGAGCACAGGGCAGACAUCAAAGCCUUGUGGCUGGACUUGACAACGUCCGAACUCCACCCCUCACUCCAUGAGCUUCGCGCCCUGAUCACCCAGCCUCAAUAUCCUCUCCCAGGGAUGGCCCCGCAUAACUGCCAGCUAAGCGGUGUCAUCAUUGUACCCUCACCAAACUACGCUGCCGGACCGGUUGCGACCAUCCCAGCAUCAUCAUGGGCCGACACCGUCAACACCCGCCUCCUCUCUCCCAUUCUCACCGCGCAGGUUUUCCUGCCCCUCUUGACUCUCCGCAGCAACAGCAGCUCUCUCAUCUUCGUCUACCCAUCCAUCUCAUCAUCCCUUUCCGCACCCUUCGCCGGGCCGGAAGUCACAACGACGCGGGCGAUUUCAGGCUUCGCGACCUCCCUCCGCCAGGAACUCCGUCUCCUCGAGAACGGAAACGUUGAUGUUGUCGAGCUCCGGCUCGGAAAUAUCGAUCUGGGCCCGUCUUACCGAAACGCGCAAAAUCAUAUCGCUGGGACGGAAGUGUUGGCGUGGAGCGCGCAACAGCGGGCGUUGUACGGCCCUCAAUAUCUAAACAGCGUUGAGCAGCGACCGGUUGCGUCGGUGGGACCUGCUGCGAUUCGCGGCUCUCCAGCACGGGUCCUUCACCACGCCGUGCUGGAUGCCUUGGAGCCGGCGUCUCGGAACAUCUUAGGACGUCGCGCGCAUAAGAAAGCAGUUCUGUACGUAGGCCGCGGUGCGCGGUCGUACAGCUUGAUUGGUGAUUGGAUGCCCAGCGGGUUGGUAGGCUUGAUGAUGGGCUAUCGCAGUGGACAGGUCGUGGGAGUCGGCAGCCCUAGCAGCGGCAGUGAGCACAGCUGGGAGCGAGUUUAA